Molecule: messenger RNA, 1074 nt
Organism: Choloepus didactylus (southern two-toed sloth)
Lineage: Eukaryota; Metazoa; Chordata; Mammalia; Pilosa; Megalonychidae
Product: translation initiation factor IF-2-like
Exons: 4
Coding region: 1-1074 (357 amino acids)
Source: RefSeq, a predicted model, not a curated record
AUGGCGGAGCUGGACAGGGCACAGGGCAGGGGUGGGGGUCAGGCCGAGGGCCCCUCUCGGGACCUCAUCCCUCCAUCCCAAGGCACAGGGUUCCAGAAGGCUCUGCUGAGGGCCAGGGCUCGCCGCGGGGGCCUGGAAGACCCUCCCCCUGACCGUCCGGGGCGGAGCCUCGGCUCUCCUCUCCCGUUGCCCGGCGUCCAGCAGACCCCACCUGGGGUCCCCACCCGGGUCCCGGGACCCCGGCCCCAUCUCUCCCGCCCUCCCCCGACCCCGAUAUUCCGCGCUGAUAACCGCAGCGGUUACUGGGAUGGACGCUUGACACGCCCGGGUGGAAGUCCCAGGCUGUCACCCCAUUCACAGAAAGGGAAACUGAGGCCAAGGGGAAGCGGGAAAGGGGGGAGCGUGGACUCGGCCAGCACCCCGCGAUUCCCGGCGAACCUGCCUCCCAGGCCCCAGCCCCGCAUCCUCGUUCCUCGGGUCCGCCCUCCUCUCCGGGACCCUCUCACCGUUCGAGCCCCCCCGGCUUCGCUGCAGCCGCCUUCCCCCCGUCGCUCGGAGACCGGGAGCGCGGCCCCUUUAAGAGGAGCCCUGGGAGGGCGCUGCGGCCCCGCAGACCGCCGCCGCCGCCCUGGGUGUCCGGGCGCCAGAGGCCGCGCUCGGCCACGCCCCCGCCCGCUGCCAUUGGCCCGCGGCCCCGCCACUUACGCGCCAGCCCGGCCGGGUCCGCGUCCGCUGGGGGAGGAGGCGGGACCGCGCCGCGCCGGGUUUCUUAAAGGGGCCGCGCGCCUCUUGCUGCAUCAUCGUCGGGCGGCCGGGCGCCUCCCCACGCCGAAGAGCCGCCUGCAGCACCGCAGCGCCCCCACUUUCCGCGGGGGGCGCAGGUCCCAGCCAGAUCGCCCCGCGACCCUGGAGGACUCCACUAGUCACUCCGUAAACGGGGGUUGCUUUCUCUCCAACACAGAUCGGGCCCGGAAAUUUGCUUCCUGGAUGGGCAAGCUCCAGCAGAGACCCCCACCCCACACGGAUACAGACACAGCCUUCCCCCCACCCAGCCUGGCAGCUCAGAACUGCUAA